This is a messenger RNA of Rhipicephalus sanguineus (brown dog tick), 464 nucleotides long. RefSeq lists its product as uncharacterized. The transcript has 5 exons. Lineage: Eukaryota; Metazoa; Arthropoda; Arachnida; Ixodida; Ixodidae. The record is from RefSeq and is a predicted model, not a curated record. The annotation marks the transcript as partial.
GGAACUGUACAGAAUCGAAAUGCCUCAGCAGGGUUCACGGGACUGCGGUGCAUGCAUCAAUCGUGAAGGAUACUUGGACGUAAUGCCUUCCAAUCGCAAGAAGGCCACCUACUGGAACCCCUGGAGGCGGCGCUACAUGCGACUACAGGACGGAACACUCUCCUGCCUCGAGCAUGACAAGUCAACAAAGCCACUGGUGAAGAUGCAAUUGCUUGGUGGUCAGGUUGACACCCUCGAGAACCACAUGAUUGGCAUUGAUGAUCGGAAGGGGCACUAUGUGGCAGUCAAGUGCAACUCUGAGUCCGACUGUCGUGCAUGGCUAGAAGCCCUGCAGUCGCACUGCCAACAGGAUCCCCAACGCAGCUUUGUGCAGCCCGUUGAGAGGCCCCUGCCCUGCAGCAAGCGUGUUGUGAUAGUUGACCUGGGUGGAUGCUCGAUCCGGGCUGGAGUCCUCAUGGAACAGC